Molecule: messenger RNA, 909 nt
Organism: Sorghum bicolor (sorghum)
Lineage: Eukaryota; Viridiplantae; Streptophyta; Magnoliopsida; Poales; Poaceae
Product: signal recognition particle 14 kDa protein
Exons: 4
Coding region: 16-618 (200 amino acids)
Biological process (GO): SRP-dependent cotranslational protein targeting to membrane
Cellular component (GO): signal recognition particle, endoplasmic reticulum targeting
Molecular function (GO): 7S RNA binding; endoplasmic reticulum signal sequence receptor activity
Source: RefSeq, a predicted model, not a curated record
AAUUUGUUUGAAACAAUGAACGGGCCCAUAUUUCUAGGCCCGUUCGUUUCCGCUGGCCUCGGCCGAACAGCCCUCCGACUGGGCUAUAUCCGUUCUCCCGGCGUGCUCCGUUCGUCUCCUCUCUCAGCGCGACGACUACCUCGCUACAGCCGACGCCGCCGUCGCCGCCCUACGGCCCAGAUCUUCGUCGGUCUCUUCUCCGGCAACGAGCACCCGAAGAUGGUGGUCCUGCAACCAGAUCGGUUCCUGAGCGAUCUGACGAGCAUGUACGAGCGGAGCACGGAGAAGGGAUCCGUGUGGGUCACCAUGAAGCGAUCGACUCUGAAGAGCAAGGCACAGUUGCAGAAGAUGGAGAAGAAGGGGCAGGAGGUUGAGCACAGGUGCCUCGUCCGCGCCUCUGAUGGCAAGAAGAGCAUCUCUACCUCGGUCUCUCUAAAGGAGUACGCAAAGUUCCAAGCUUCAUACGCAACAGUCCUUAAGGCCCAUAUGCAUGCUCUGAAGAAAAGGGAGAGGAAAGACAAGAAGAAGGCUGCAGAUGCUGAGAAGGCAGUUGAGACCGCACCCAAGAAGCAGCAGAAGAAAGCAUCUUCAAAGAAAUCUUCGGGGUCCAAGUCAUAAGACGCUCGCAGAACUCACUGUGUGUCUACUGCUAGACUAAUCAGAGUGUCGUGAAGUUUUUCGUAUCUGGUUUUUAUCCAAAUUCGUGUCUGGGAGAUGAAAGCCUGUGAAUACACCUAUAUAGAGCCGUGCCAUCGAUACUAGCAUUUUUGAACCAGAGUUUUGAGGUGAAUGUGAGGCGCUGUGGUGUCCUGAUUGACAUUAACGAAGAUACAUAAGUUUUGAACUUUUAGGUGCUGUUUGGUUGCAUAUAAAGGUAAAGGCCUUCUGAACUUUUAGUGCUGUUUGGUA